AUGGGAGCGGCAGUGGAUCAUGUUUCCCCCAUGGGCAUGAGUGGAGGCUCAGGGCAGCGCUUUUCCUGCAAAAACAAGCUGACAGCGCUUGUAGUGGAUAAUGGAGGAGUAUGCCAAGCCAUACAGACUGCAAUCCUACGUUCCUAUGGUGUGGAAACAGAAGCUGUAGAGACUGGGGAGGCUGCAGUGGAGCUCAUUGCCUCUGGAGCAACUUUCAAUCUCAUUAUCAUUGAGAUGCUUCUGCCUUUCAUGAAUGGCCCUGAGACUGCUAAGCAGAUUCGUGCCAUGGGUGCCCAAAGCAAGAUUUUGGGUAUCACUGCAUUUUUUGAUGAAAGGGACCAACAAGAAUUUCUUGCAGCUGGAGCAGACAAGUACAUUGAAAAGCCAUUGUCACCAGAAAUUGUGAUCCCAAUCAUAAGGAAGCUCGACAACUAGAUGUGAAAGCGCACAUCAAAAUAGCUAGAGGACUUAUUGCAAUGCUGAUCACUAUCAUAUCAUAUUGUACCGUUAUCAUUUUCUAUGU
Molecule: messenger RNA, 523 nt
Organism: Quercus lobata
Lineage: Eukaryota; Viridiplantae; Streptophyta; Magnoliopsida; Fagales; Fagaceae
Product: two-component response regulator 24-like
Exons: 2
Coding region: 1-435 (144 amino acids)
Biological process (GO): phosphorelay signal transduction system
Source: RefSeq, a predicted model, not a curated record